UUAUCAGCUGUCAGUCUACGUAUAAAUCUUCAUACUGCAAACACAAUCUAGGACAUAUUUUAUACCCAUGAAUCACUUGAGAUUUAUAAAAUGUGCAUUUGUCUGUAAACACGAUCAAUAUGUUUCGUAUAGCUGUUUUUGCAAUCGGCAGUGGAUAUUAAAGUAUUUUCACUCUAUUUAUUGAACUUAUUACGCGGAAGGAUUAUUGUGACAUAGGUUUGUAAGCUAGUCAUGGACAAUCACGCAGUGUGUGCACGGAAUCGUUGGUAUAUCGGGAGUCACGCAAUACAAUGGUGAUAUAAUAUAUAUUAUUGUCAUAAUAGUUUGCAAUGAUUUAAAGUUUUAAAUCAUUAUAUAACUUCAACGCAUGAUCUGAAGAUGUAGAUCUCUGUAUAUAUGAAACAAGCUAAUAAUAAUCAAAUACAAAAGAUGUGCCACAUGACAUUACCUGAAAAUCACGGUGCUGAUGGAACUGAGUAUCACUAUUUUGAGAGCAUCUGAUAGCAUGCCAAGCGGGAUUACCAACAGUGUAAGAAAUUCUCACAAGUAAAACAAAGGGCACGGACUGACGUUUAAGAUGUUCGCAAAACUGAGCCUCGUGUAUUUAUCAGUGUGCAUGCACUCAUUAGUGCUCGUGAUUUCUGCGAACAAUGUUGAACAAAUGAGCGAGUGCUCCGUUAAGAUUAAGGAAGGCACUAUCGACUUGUCAGUGUUAGAUAUAAAUUUGGAGGCCCAGUUAGGGGACGGAAGGGACGUUUGGAACUACACGUUCAACCCGUGCUUCCCCUUUACCCGACCAGAGAAUAUCGACGAGGGCUUUGGCGAUAAAUGUAUUGGAGUUGCGUUGUGUAAGCACAAGAUAGACAAGAAGUCAGACCGCGGGUAUUAUUACAACCUCGGCUACAAGGACCAGGCUUCAUUCGAUAUCAAAACACCGUCCCCAAACACCACAUACGUAAACAUAAUCUACAAAGGCUUCUGGUCCCGGAAGGGGAAGGUGUCUACUAUUAGGCUGGUGUGCGACGAGGAGCGGACGGACAUACAGGAUGCCUUGUUUGUCGUGCUCAAGGACCGGAAGUACAAUGAUCGAACCCUGGGGCUUUUGUAUGCAGAGCUACACCACGUGGCUUGUUGUCCGGACGGAUACCGCCUGACUGACGGUGUUAGCCAAGGGAACAAUACUGGACACCUAGAUGGAGUCAUAUCUUCAGAGGAGAAAGACAAUCGUAUUGAAGUUGACAGGACAAAGGUCCUGAUGAUCGUCGGCAUCAAUGUCGGGAUAAUUUUAAUGGCGGGAUGCGUGGGACUGAUGUGUUAUAACAAGAGGACCCACAUUGAAAUAUACCACAAGCUACCGGGCGUACGAACAACAGCCGAACCAACCCUGUGGCAGUUAGCAACCAGUCAGGACAUUGAACAGGGGCCACCAGGGCCGAUUAUCCUCUCUGGCAACAAAUCGAUUCAAGUGUCGUCAAAACUGGCUUACAGGGACGGGGCACCCCAACGACGUAAAUCUCUGUGUUUUCCUGUCCUCGAACACACACUUAUACCUGAAGAGUGCAUAGAAUUGGGGCAGAGACUUGGUGGGACUAUUUUUGGGGACACGUACGUGGGCGACUGGACGGGCAUUAAGAUCGCUGUUAAGCGUAUAACUCUCAGUGUUCACAAGUACCAGACGGACCCGCAAAGCCUGAAACCCAUGCAGGAUCUCGUGGCGUUUCUAAGUCAACAGCGCCACCGCAACAUUGUGUCAAUGUUGGGGAUGUGCAGUGAAGCGAGGCACCCGUACAUCAUAUCCGAGUUCAUACAGGGACAAGUCAUGAAGGACUUCAUAAAACAGGCGGGGAACCAGCUUACCUGGCCUCACAGAAUUAAAAUGUUGUCCCAAAUAGCGGACGGUAUGGCGUUUUUACAUUCCACCAGUCCACCAAUCUUACACCGUGAUCUGCGAUGUGGUAAUCUCUUCAUAACCAGCACGGACGUUGUCAAAAUUUGUGAUUACGGAGUUAUACAACUUAUGCAGCCAUUGAGAUCGAUAUGUAAAGAAGAAGACUGCUGUUGCCAAGGGCUAUACAGUGCGUGUCCCCCGUCAAUAUCCUGGACAGCUCCAGAAGUUCUUGAACAUCCGAACUCCAACGAGGCGGAUGGAUACAUCAGCACAGCGGCCGACGUGUAUUCCUACGCAAUCACUAUGUGGGAACUAGUUAUGGGUGACGAUCCCUACGAGGAAAUGCAUGUAGUUCAAGAGGUAAUUGAUCACGUGGUAUCUGGAGGAAGACCAGAGAUACCGAAAGACAAGAUGUUGAAACCGUACACAGGACUGAUGAAAACGUGUUGGGAUGCAAAUCCAAAUGAAAGACUCAGUUUCAAACAGAUUACCGUUCAACUGAAGGAAUUGAAUUAUCAAGCAAAAGCGUUCCAGAAGGCUCUAAAUCACCAUAGUAACAAACCACGAUCAAGACAAUCAUCAAAGACAAUCAGCUUUACAGACACUGUCACUUAACUAUACAUGUUGGUAUACUACCACAAGCAAUACGAGCAUUAUCUCUGUUGAUGUUAAAUUAUCUGGUCUUCGUUGAGCUCUUUUUUAAAUAACGAUCCUAUCAUCUACAGAUGACAUUAAAUUGUUUUAGUUCAUGUGUUUUUGAUCUGAUGUUUGUGUUUAAUGUUUGCAAAGUCAAACUAAAUUUGUGUUUACAUAUUACAAUGAACACUACAGGGACAAGCCCAGAAGUCGGACAUAAGGCACAUGAGCCACUGAACGAGAGUAACAAAACAUACAAGCAAAUCCAUUAUUUACAUACAAAACCAAAUUUUCGACAACAUACUAAUUUUAAGUGUUGUACUUAUGAUAAUGCAAAAAGUAUAAGCAGAACAUGCGCAGUCCCAGUAGAAAGACAUCCAACGCAAAAGCAUAUCCGAAAAAAAAUUGUAUUAAUAAAUGUCGGGAGUUGCCGCCCUCGAAAAAUAAUUUAUUAGUUUUAAGCUUGUGUUAUCCUUCGAAUAAUUAAACAUGAGGUAUUGUGUGAAAGUCUUGGUGUCGUUAUCUUCGUCUGGCAAAAACUUGGUCAUAACUCAAUACGAUCUUUUGUAUUCAAAUGAACCUUAGUACACACAUUGCCAGCAGCAAUAAGCACUUUUGUAGGAAGGCCCUUAACUCUGGCUUUGAUAUUUUUUACGUUUUUUUGACAAUGAAAAAAGACAGAUGGAUUACACUUGUGGUGCUCUUGUUUUGUUUCAUCUUUAUUUAUUUGACAACGUUUAUGAUGAAACUUAUAUUAACUCAUACCAAGUCACUGUCGUUGGUACGAUGAUGCGCGAGCGUGUGACCUUCUGUCAAGGGGGAGGCCGGUGUGCCCGAAGAAUAAACAUGUAUCCGGUUUGAACCAAGAGUUUCAAUUUGUUUUAAUCCAAAAUUGUUAAUUGUUUAGUAGCUCUUUCCUGAUCCUUACAAUUACAAAUUUUGAUUAAAACAAUAAAACUAGGGAUUUAAAGCUUAAAAAAAGCAUUAAUCAAACGAAACAAUUUCGUCUCCUAAAGAUAUUUUAUAUUGAUAGCAAUAUAUUUAAACACGACGUAGCAGUGUAUAUAGAAUGUAAAGUAUCUUAUUUAAUUACGUAAACUUCUUUUAAAUGGUUUUGUUAUUAAUUCAAGCCUGACUUAUUCUAUAAUCACGCAGUCGUAUACAGUAAUUGCAAUGUUAGAUAACUUUCUAUUUUAGUUUCUUCAUAGUAUUGUUUAAACAAUUUUGUAAGCCUUCUCUUUAUCAUGUAGGUGUAUGCACCAUUGAAAAUAUUUGUAAAUAUUGUUUGUCCUCAAGGGCCGUAUAUAAAAUAUUCUUCUAUAUAUUUGACAUUUCAGCCACUUCCUUAACACUUUUUGAAAGUGUGAUUUGUGCUGAAUCUAUAAUCUAUAUAAAUAUAUUGUGCAAUAAAAGAAGUAUAUGCAUUGGGAAGUUGUAUUGUGUGAUUCCAGCGUUAUCACUGUAUUAACAUGUUUAAUAUUGGUGGUACCAUUUCCAUACUCUUGGUGUCGUUGUUGUUGAUGAGUUUAUUAAGGCCUGUCUUGUUAUAUAAAAACAAUCUGUAACAAUGAUUAUCUAUUUUUCACAUUUCUUUAAAAAAAAAUAUCUUCGGUAUGUAUUUUGCACUCUCGGAUUUACUAGUUAUUGCUAUGCUUAGUG
Mya arenaria is the source of this 4183-nucleotide messenger RNA. Its product is annotated as fibroblast growth factor receptor-like. Gene Ontology annotation, molecular function: ATP binding; protein tyrosine kinase activity. The transcript is spliced from 14 exons. Lineage: Eukaryota; Metazoa; Mollusca; Bivalvia; Myida; Myidae. The record is from RefSeq and is a predicted model, not a curated record. Gene Ontology annotation, biological process: protein phosphorylation. The coding region runs from base 578 to 2503 and encodes 641 amino acids.